This is a messenger RNA of Passer montanus (Eurasian tree sparrow), 4168 nucleotides long. RefSeq names its product homeodomain interacting protein kinase 2 (gene HIPK2). The record is from RefSeq and is a predicted model, not a curated record. Gene Ontology annotation, molecular function: SMAD binding; transcription corepressor activity; protein tyrosine kinase activity. Lineage: Eukaryota; Metazoa; Chordata; Aves; Passeriformes; Passeridae. Gene Ontology annotation, cellular component: cytoplasm; nucleus; PML body. The transcript has 15 exons. Bases 359 to 3955 code for a protein of 1198 amino acids. Gene Ontology annotation, biological process: smoothened signaling pathway; intrinsic apoptotic signaling pathway in response to DNA damage by p53 class mediator; positive regulation of transcription by RNA polymerase II.
CUGUGUAAGAGAAGGCUGGGGAAAUGACUAAUAUGUGCAGUUUGAUUCAGAUGUUCCCUCUUUGAUUCAGAUGUUCCCUCUUUGAUUCAGGCCCCCUCCUUUUCUUUCUCUACCCCCUACCUCGCCUUGGAUUUUUCUGCCUUUUAGAAGAGAACGAGUGAGGGAGAGUGGAAGGACUCAGUGAGGAAGGAGUUAAGGGAAUGCUCACUAGGGAUUAUAAAACAGCCAGGCACUUGGAAACAGUUAAGAAGAGAGAAACAGAUCUGCCAGGAGGGAGUGUGGCACUGGAGCCGGUGGUUUAUUUUCAUGCCUCCCUACACAGCAAUGCAGAAGUCUCUCCUACAAUGGGGACGGAGGUAUGGCCUCGCAUGUGCAAGUUUUCUCUCCUCAUACCCUUCAGUCAAGUGCCUUCUGUAGCGUGAAGAAACUGAAAGUGGAGCCGAGUUCGAACUGGGAUAUGACUGGGUACGGCACACACAGCAAAGUCUACAACCAGGGCAAGAACGUGCAGUCCUCCCAAGCAGCCGCCGCAGCAGCCGUCAACGCCUCCCUCCAGAUCCCCAACCCCAGCAUCCCUUACGAGCAGACCAUCAUCUUCCCAGCAAGCACGGGGCACAUCGUGGUCACAUCUGCCAACAGCACUUCUGGUGUGGUUGCGGUGUCUGGGCAAACGCUGGGCGGGCCACACAACCUGAUGCGUCGCAGCACUGUGAGCCUUCUGGACACCUACCAAAAAUGUGGACUUAAGCGCAAGAGUGAGGAGAUUGAGAACACAAGCAGCGUGCAGAUUAUCGAGGAGCAUCCACCAAUGAUUCAGAACAAUGCCAGUGGGGCCACUGUAGCCACCGCCACCACCUCCACGGCCACUUCCAAAAACAGUGGCUCCAACAGUGAAGGGGAUUACCAGCUGGUGCAACAUGAGGUGCUCUGUUCCAUGACCAACACGUACGAAGUGUUAGAGUUUCUUGGCCGUGGAACCUUCGGACAAGUAGUCAAAUGCUGGAAACGUGGCACUAAUGAGAUUGUGGCUAUCAAGAUUCUAAAAAACCAUCCUUCUUAUGCCCGGCAAGGCCAGAUUGAAGUGAGCAUCCUGGCUCGGCUGAGCACGGAAAGCGCGGAUGACUACAACUUUGUCCGUGCUUAUGAAUGCUUCCAGCACAAGAAUCACACAUGCCUGGUAUUUGAAAUGUUGGAGCAGAACCUCUAUGAUUUCUUAAAACAAAAUAAAUUCAGUCCCUUGCCCCUUAAGUACAUUCGACCAAUUCUCCAGCAGGUAGCAACCGCCCUAAUGAAGCUGAAAAGCCUGGGACUGAUUCAUGCUGAUCUCAAACCAGAGAACAUCAUGCUGGUAGACCCAUCCCGACAGCCAUAUAGGGUCAAGGUCAUAGACUUUGGUUCAGCUAGCCAUGUGUCUAAGGCUGUGUGUUCUACUUACCUUCAAUCCAGAUACUACAGAGCCCCUGAAAUCAUCCUCGGUUUACCCUUUUGUGAAGCAAUCGAUAUGUGGUCAUUGGGAUGUGUCAUUGCAGAGCUGUUCUUGGGCUGGCCCUUGUACCCAGGAGCUUCAGAGUACGAUCAGAUUCGCUACAUUUCACAGACGCAGGGCUUACCAGCAGAGUAUUUGUUAAGUGCAGGGACAAAGACGACGAGGUUUUUCAACAGGGAUACAGACUCACCAUAUCCCUUGUGGAGGCUGAAGACGCCAGAUGAUCAUGAGGCAGAGACGGGGAUUAAGUCAAAGGAAGCAAGAAAGUAUAUUUUCAACUGUUUGGAUGAUAUGGCACAGGUAAACAUGACAACGGAUUUGGAAGGAAGCGAUAUGUUGGUGGAAAAGGCAGACCGGCGGGAGUUCAUAGAUCUGUUAAAGAAGAUGUUGACGAUAGACGCGGAUAAGAGGAUAACACCCAUUGAAACUCUGAGCCACCCUUUUGUCACCAUGACACACUUGCUCGACUUCCCUCACAGCACACAUGUCAAGUCCUGCUUCCAGAACAUGGAGAUUUGCAAGCGGCGGGUGAAUAUGUACGACACGGUGAACCAGAGCAAGACACCAUUCAUCACCCACGUAGCCCCAAGUACAUCGACCAACCUGACCAUGACUUUUAACAACCAGCUCAACACAGUCCACAACCAGACCACCAACCUGGCUCCCACCUCCUCCAGUGCCACUAUUUCCUUAGCCAACCCCGAGGUCUCCAUACUAAAUUACCAAUCUGCACUCUACCAGCCCUCAGCGGCGUCCAUGGCUGCGGUGGCCCAGCGGAGCAUGCCCCUGCAGACGGGAACAGCGCAGAUCUGCGCCCGGCCAGACCCCUUACAGCAAGCCCUCAUCGUCUGCCCACCAGGCUUCCAAGGGUUGCAAGCCUCCCCUUCGAAGCACGCGGGGUACUCGGUUCGGAUGGAGAACGCCGUUCCCAUUGUCACUCAGGCUCCUGGGGCACAGCCUCUUCAGAUCCAGCCAGGACUCCUCGCACAGCAAGCAUGGCCCAGUGGCACUCAGCAGAUCCUGCUCCCUCCUGCCUGGCAGCAGCUGACCGGGGUGGCCACCCACACUUCUGUCCAGCACGCCACCGUCAUCCCGGAGUCCAUGGCAGGCACCCAACCGCUGGCAGACUGGAGGAACACGCACGCCCACGGCAGCCACUACAACCCCAUCAUGCAGCAGCCCACGCUGCUGGCCAGCCACGUGGCCCUGCCCGCCGCCCAGCCCGUCAACGUGGGCGUCGCGCACGUCAUGCGCCAGCCACCCGCCGCUGCCUCCGCCAGGAAGAGCAAGCAGCACCAGUCGGCUCCACGCAACGCGUCCACCUAUGAAGUUUCAUCCUCCCAGUCCAUCAGCUCGCCCCAGCGGUCGAAACGCGUGAAGGAGAACACCCCUCCCCGCUGCGCCAUGGUGCACACCAGCCCUGCCUGCAGCACCUCGGUGACGUGCGGCUGGGGCGACGCGGCCGGCAGCGGCGCGCGGGAGCGGCAGCGGCAGACCAUCGUCAUCCCCGACACCCCCAGCCCCGCCGUCAGCGUCAUCACCAUCAGCAGCGACACGGACGAAGAGGAGGAGCAGAAGCAUGCGCCCGCCAGCACCCUGUCCAAGCAAAGGAAGAAUGUCAUCAGCUGUGUCACAGUGCAUGACUCCCCCUACUCCGAUUCCUCCAGCAACAACAGCCCUUACGCCGUGCAACAUCGCACAGGGCAGAAUAAUGGGAACAGCUACGACACCAAAGGGGUUCCAGAGACUCACUGCAGUGGGAACCCCCGAACGAUCAUCGUGCCACCACUGAAAACCCAGGCCAGUGAGGUGUUGGUAGAGUGCGAUAGCCUGGCACCAGUCACCACCAGUCACCACUCAUCCUCCUACAAGUCCAAGUCCUCCAGCACCGUGACCUCCACCAGCGGUCACUCUUCAGGGAGCUCGUCUGGAGCCGUUGCCUAUAGGCAGCAGCGACCAGGAGCACAUUUCCAGCAGCAGCAGCCUCUAAAUCUAAGUCAGGGCCAGCAGCACAUCUCGACCGACCGCGCAGGGAGUCACCGAAGACAGCAAGCCUACAUCACUCCAACGAUAGCUCAGGCCCCGUACUCUUUCCCGCACAACAGCCCCAGCCACGGCACGGUUCAUCCCCACCUGGCCGCGGCUGCCGCUGCCCACCUGCCCACCCAGCCCCACCUGUACACAUACACCGCCCCCGCCGCCCUGGGCUCCACGGGCACCGUCGCGCACCUGGUGGCCUCGCAAGGCUCCGCCCGGCACGCGGUGCAGCACACCACCUACCCCGCCAGCAUCGUCCACCAGGUCCCCGUCAGCAUGGGCCCGCGCGUCCUGCCCUCGCCCACCAUCCACCCGAGUCAGUACCAGGCUCAGUUUGCCCAUCAGACCUAUAUCAGUGCUUCUCCAGCCUCCACAGUCUACACUGGAUACCCGCUGAGCCCCACCAAGGUCAACCAGUACCCUUACAUCUAAACACUGGAAUAAAGAGCGAGAGACGCACCCAGCCCGGGGGGAGUGAGGCAGCCGCUUUUGUAUUGAAGAACAUGACAAACUAACAAUGCAAUGGGAGGCUCGUGUGAAACUUGAACGAAGGAGACUUUAGGAAGAAAAGAAAAAGAGGAAAGAAGGGGGAAAACCAAUUCUACAAUUUUUAUUUAAAAAAAAAAAAGAAAAUGGAAAAAAAGA